ACGUAGUCAGACGCCGGUUUUACGCAUGAAACAGUGCUGUACCAAAUAUAUAGUUAUUACAGCCAUUGAUCAGAAUUCUCUGUAAGCUACGGAAACUUCUUCCAGCUUAAAUCAUUACAAUAUGAGUGACAACGCACAGAAAGUUGACAACGUUGCCCCAUCUUUCAGACGUAAACAAGUGUUCAUCCUUGAUUGUGCCUACUGUGAUUCUACUAUUUGUAGACGGGCGAUGAGGGCAGUGCUUUUGGCAGAUUCGCAAACUGAACUUUUCUCAACUGAUAUUCAAGAAGAAGGCGCUGUGGACAUGACAGACGAGAAGUUUUAUACAGACAACUGUGACUGUCUCAUAGAACAUAUGGCAUGUACAGCAUGUGGUAAUGUUGUUGGGUACCAUAUUCGGAUGCCCUGUAUAAAGUGCAUCAAGUCCUGUAACAACGGCCACAUGUGGAUGUUCUACAGACACGCCAUCACACCCAAGGACAGACUCAACACACAAGGGGAGAAGGUGAUGGUGUGGGGUGACAUUCCCACUGAGCACCACGACCAUGCUGCUGGGAUGCUGCAGGAUGAGUGUUGUCGCUAGGUUACCACUAGAGGAGUUGUAACUAGGAAACCUCAGGAUGAGUGUUGUCGCUAGAGAACUAUGGGUCAAAUGUUUUCUUUAAGGAACCACAGGAUGGGUGUUGUCACUAGGAAACCUCAGGAUGAGUUGUAACUAGAAAACCUCAGGACAAGUUGUAACUAGGAAACCUCAGGAUGAGUGUUGUCGCUAGAGAACUAUGGGUCAAGUGUUUUCUUUAAGGAACCACAGGAUGGGUGUUGUCACUAGGUUACCACAGGAGGAGUUGUCACAAGGGAACCUCAGGACAAAUUGCAACCUCAGGAUGAAUGUUGUCGCUAGAGAACUAUGGAUCAAGUGCUUUCUCUAAGGAACCACAUGAGGAGUAUUGUCGCUAGGAAACCUCAGGACAAGUUGUUACCACAGGACAGAACCUCAGAAUUAGUGUUGUAACAUGGUAACUACAGGAUGAGUGUUGUCGCUAGGUAACCACAGGACAAGUUGUCAUAAGGGAACCUCAGGAUGUGUUGUCACCAGGUAACCACUGGAUGAGUUAUCAUUAGGGAACCUCAGGAUGACUUUUGUAGCUAGGGAACCUCAGGAUGACUGUUGUGGCUAGGUAACCAGAAGAUAAGGUUCGUCACUUGGAAACCACUGUGUUACCUCCAGACAACUCUGAUGAACAGUUCGAGUCUGGACACUCGAAUCAGUAAAGGUGAACUAACUGGAUCCCAACUCUAAGUUACAGAUGGUGAUCACAAUUCAGACUGCUGAUUGAACGAAAGUGCUUUUAACAAAGGAUUUUUCCUGUUAUAUACCGAUAUCAGCUAUUUGUUGGACUGCCUCUAGUUCUAUUUAGAACAAACUACAAAAUUUUGUGAUAAGUUGGAGGCUGGUCUAAUAACACUUUUAUUUUUCACAUGUUUUUCCUGCUAGUUCUAUUUAUUUUGUUGUUUUUCAUAAUGUGUUACAUUAAGUCAUCAGGUCAGGCAAAAGAGGCCAGGCAAAAACUUAAUCAGACUAUGAUGACACGAGGUACUUUUCCGGUGACAUUUAUUUACAAUUCUACAUCUUUAUUUCAUAGUAAUGAGCACAGCGAAUGAGCUCCAGAGUCAUGUGAAAAAUAAACUCACUAAUACGUAGUUUUGUCAGAUCUUGAUGCAGAGGAAACACUUGCAUUGUGUAGUGUUAAGGAACUUUUAACUUAUUACAUUGAGAGUAAAAUGUAUUUUUGUUAAAAUUACAGCAUUCAUAGCUUAAAAAUAUGUUUGUAUACUGAACUACACUUGUACUGGCAUAAUAUAUAUAAACUGAAUUUUAUUAUAGUAAAAGCAAGUCUGUAGGUGUGUGAUGAUACUUUCCAAUGACUUGAGUUACCUCCCCUAAUUUGUGUUGUAAAUAUUAGCUCCUAAGGACAUUUUUUUGGAUAAAUUCAGUGUUUGCUUAAAAAAAUAUUAUGCCAUAAAUAUGUAAAAUUGCAUUUUUACUGACAAUAAGUCUGUACUAUGUAUUAUGCCAAAGCCCUUUUUACUGUAUCAAUGUUAACAAAAAGAUCCAGAUGACCCAAGAAUCUGUUGUGUCUAUGGGCAAAAUGUAUUACAAUGUUUUACGCUCACGUGAUAACGUCUGAAAGUGUGAUUUCAUAUUAAGUGUGAUUGUAGAAAACAUGUUUACAAGGCCUCAACUAGUUCUUUCUAAAUCAUUUUUAAGGA
Mizuhopecten yessoensis (Yesso scallop) is the source of this 2271-nucleotide messenger RNA. Its product is annotated as protein FAM72A-like. Bases 122 to 583 code for a protein of 153 amino acids. Lineage: Eukaryota; Metazoa; Mollusca; Bivalvia; Pectinida; Pectinidae. The record is from RefSeq and is a predicted model, not a curated record. Gene Ontology annotation, cellular component: cytosol. The transcript has 4 exons.